AUGACACCACGCGCAUACAGGCUGUUGCUGCUUCGCUCUCGUCAGCAGCUUCUAAGCAAGAGCGCUCCGGAACGCGCGCCUCGGGGCUCAUCAUGCGCAAGGGCUGCCAUUGGCUGCUCUGUGGCACGCACGGAUGCCUGUCCGUCCCAGUCCUUCUCCUCGGCAGCAACAGCAGCAAGCCGCGCGAGGCGAACGAGGGGCAAGACCGAGGACAGAGAGCGGGACGACGUAGGCGGGAAAGGAAGCUCGCAUGCCAUGCACGUGAGACCUGCUGGAGCAAGCGAGCUGGAGAGCAAUGAAGAGGUGGAAGCACGGGACGUGGAUGCGGUGGAUGCGGAGCGCAAAAUCAUUUCGUCGCGCUUCAAACAAUUGAAACGUUGGUGGAACAAGGCGUACCUGAUGCAGGGCGAGCGCGAGUGCAGAAAGAUCAAGGGAAGCAGGUUUAAUGGCAAAUCGGAUCACUCCCUCUAUCUCACCCACGACUCAAAGUUUAGGCGCGUCUGCAUCCUCGCCAUCGACAUCGAGACUCGUACUGGCGCACCCGAACAUCCGCAGCCGAGCGUGGGUGGAGAGGCGGGUACCUCGAUGAGGGACCUUCUGAGAAAAGGUUUGGAGAUCGACCCAUCGGCGAGCGGGUCGCCCAGCAUCCAAAAGGAUAGCUCUGAUGUGGUCCAAACUGGCUGGACCGUCAUGUCAGCUAGCGACGCCCCACAGUCUGACAUCGACAAUCUGACAGCAAGGCAGAAGAUCUACCUCACACUCGAGAAGCAAGAGUACCGCUCGUGGCAUUAUGUCGUGAGCAAUCACUGGUCUUUUGCGACUGGCACACCCCCAGAUACGGGCAUCUUUGCCUUUGGUCACGCUGCAGACUCGGCUGCAGACUCGGCUGCAGACUCGACCUCGACCCAAGACUCCAGCCAGACGCGCGCCUUUGAGUGGCACGAUGACUUCUUUGAGGAAGUCGGGCGCAUUCACCGCUUCUCGAGGCUCGCUUCGGAGCACCAAGUUGUGGGCGCUCUUUACGAUAUCAUCGAGUAUCUCAGCACGCGCAGCAACCUCUUGAUUGCCGUCCACAACGCCAAGCAAGGUGAGCAGGCACGUGUGCGGCUAUUUAAAGUCGCUCCGCUGAUGAUCGCCUCACUACAGCUUUGCCCUUUCUACGCCAGGUCGGACUUGACGUGGAUCAUUGGGGCUCGCCAUACGAUGAGGAUCUCUUGGUCUCAUCCGUACCAUUGCUCGUCGACGUCCAGGGAUUUGGACUGGGCAUGCUGCGGGAGUCUUAUUUGAAACAAGCAAGUUCCAAAGAGCGAUACAGCUCUGCUGUGAUCGAUGCCCAGUCUCGGGAGUUGCCAUUGGAAAUCCUAACGAGCGUUUUGCGAAAGCCUAGUCGAUACACAGAGUGGCACAACUCAGGCAAUCGGGCACGACGCAUCGCCGAAUGCGUCGUCAACUUCUUGUUUAGUCACAUCUUUCCCGUGCGAGCUGAGGUGGCAGCUCCACUGUGGGACCAGGCGACCCUCGAUUUUGCAAAAGCUGGUGGAGACCUCGCACUCAUGGGCUUGGGGGUGGACGAGACUGGGGCGUUGCGGGCGAAGGGGAGCCCGUCAGGAGCAGAUCAGGACGUUCGCGAGGAGACCAAUCUCCCGUCGACCAGCGACGUCGUUCGCUCCAGCCAAGAGAUUGUCGAAGACGAGAUCCCGCUUGUGGAUCAGCUCGAUUCGCUGACGUCGCAGGAAGCGCACGAAAGCGGUAUCCAGUCACUUUCGGUACUCUCGCCCAUCGACUAUAUCCUUGCCCGUCCCGACCCGGCAUCCUCUGAUACCCCUGCGUCGCACGCUAAGGACAAGGCAGAGCAGUCUCUUGCACUCGUAUGGAAGCGGCACGAUGCCCACUUUCACCUGCGAUUUGUCCACUUGCAGGGCGCCAUUCACACUUGGCCAUCCGUUGUCGCCAGCUUGAAGUUCAAGCAGCGCAUUCGAGAUGAAGAAGCACUCAUCAAGCAGACGUAUGCGAAGCGCAUCUCAACCGAUGUCACGACCUGA
This is a messenger RNA of Ceraceosorus bombacis, 2042 nucleotides long. Lineage: Eukaryota; Fungi; Basidiomycota; Exobasidiomycetes; Ceraceosorales; Ceraceosoraceae. The record is from the annotation of a GenBank genome assembly.